AUGGCAUUCAUCGUAAAUUCGUGGGAUACUCCAAGUAUUCAUGGUUUGUUGUGUUUGUUCAACAGCUUCGGCAUCGACACUGAAGAUGCAUAUCAGUACACCGGGAAACAUUUAUAUUCAUCGGAAAAUGUUGGCGUCCAAGCGCUCUCGACUCCGUCUACAAUCACGCCCAAGACAUGCGGCGUUUGCUCUGGAAACUUAACAAGCCAAGCCAUAUUCACGGCCGUGUGCUCCCACUCGUUCCACUUCGGCUGCGUUUUCGCUAAUACUACCGGUCCUCUUCAAGUUUGCCCUCUCUGCCGAACCAAAUGGAAUCAUCUUCCUUUCCCUACGCCCGUUUCCAAUGCUCCCGAUAACAUUUUCAACGUUCCGUUUCCCAAUCGCCCUUAUCGAUCCCCGUUGUCCACUGAAGACUCUCCCUCAUCCUUCGAACCCGAGCCCCUUCAAUUCUCCGACGACGACCCCCUUCUAGAAGCUUCUCCUUCUUCAACAACCGUCGUUGGCUUACAGAAAGUGACCGUCAAAGCCAUACCCGAGCGCCGUGCUAUUUCCGCUUCGGAAUCCGUAUCUCUAUUCACUGUCCUCCUCAAACUAAAGGCACCACCUUUAUCAUCCGAAGCCCGUUCCUCUCAGCGGGCCCCGAUCGACCUUGUCACGGUUCUUGAUGUCAGCGGCAGCAUGUAUGGGAAAAAGCUGAACCUCCUAAAGCGGGCCGUACAUUUCGUGAUCGAUAACUUGGGCCCUUCCGACAGGCUGUCGAUAGUGUCUUUCUCGAGCCGAGCUCGGAGAAUAUUCCAUUUGACCAGAAUGACGGACACCGGCCGCUACGACGCUAAGCUCGCCGUUGAUUCACUCUCGGCUGACGGCGACACCAAUAUAGUCGAGGGGCUGAAGAAGGGAUCGCAGGUUCUUGGAGAACGGCGUUACAAGAAUCCGGUCACGAGCAUCAUAUUCUUGUCCGAUGGAAACGACACUUGCAACGGCGGCGGCGGCUGGUAUUUUCGGACCGCCUUAAAUUCAAGACAGGGUCCACCGGAAUACCUAAACCUAUUGCCGCCCUCUAUUUACCCCGGAAAUAGUGGACCACAAGACAUAGAAACCAUUCCGGUUCAUUCGUUCGGUUUCGGUUCGGACCACGAUCCAAUCACGAUGCACGCGAUUUCCGAUGCGUCGGGCGGUACUUUCUCCUUCAUCGAGUCUUACGAGAUGGUACAAGACGCUUUUGCGAGCUGCAUCGGCGGUCUACUAAGCGUGGUGACUCAGGGGCUCCGUCUCACGCUGAGGUCAGCAUCGCAUGGAGUGGAAAUAAAAUCGGUACCUUCCGGAAGGUACGCGAGCGAGAUCAUAGAUCAAGGAUCGCAAGGCGUAAUCAGCAUUGGCGACCUCUAUGCCGACGAGGAGAAAGAAUUCCUCAUCAACUUAUCGGUCCCCGCACUUCCAAAUUCCGAAGAAACCGAGAGAAAGACGUCGCUCUUGGACAUCGUGUGUUCUUACAGGGACGUCGUCUCGAAAGAGACGGUGGAGAUAGAAAGUGAACUAGUGGAGAUAAAACGUUUAAAGACCGUUUUGCCCUCGGAUAUGACGGUGAAUUUGGAGGUGGAUAGGCAGAGGAACCGGCUGCAUGCGGCGGAGAGCAUUGCGGAGGCUCAAAAGAUGGCGGAAACGGGAGAUCUAUUUGGGGCAAGGACUCUACUGGCGAAGGGUAGAACGGACAUUCUUAGUUCCGCUUCGGCUCAAGCAGGGGAUGUGUUCGGUGCGUGGCUCGGAGAUGAUAUGAUGGAGACUGAGAGACGAAUGGGGAGUGCGCAGCAAUAUCAACACGAGGGACGAGCUUAUGCGCUCUCGGGAAUGAGCUCGCACCGCACACAAAGGGCGACGACGAAAGGGAAAUUGGUUGCCGGAGCGGGGCCCACCGACAACUUUAGCUUCGGCGGUGUUGCGGCUCCUCAAUCGGCUGCUUAUGAUCCUUAUUCGACUCCGAAUAUGGUUAAUAUGGUUUUCAAGUCCCAGCAACUCAACAUAAAGGAUGAUGAUACUAAUACUAAAAAUUAA
Molecule: messenger RNA, 2052 nt
Organism: Erythranthe guttata (spotted monkey flower)
Lineage: Eukaryota; Viridiplantae; Streptophyta; Magnoliopsida; Lamiales; Phrymaceae
Source: RefSeq, a predicted model, not a curated record